Strongylocentrotus purpuratus (purple sea urchin) is the source of this 1068-nucleotide messenger RNA. RefSeq names its product histone-lysine N-methyltransferase SMYD3-like. The transcript has 6 exons. Lineage: Eukaryota; Metazoa; Echinodermata; Echinoidea; Camarodonta; Strongylocentrotidae. Bases 121 to 1068 code for a protein of 315 amino acids. Gene Ontology annotation, molecular function: protein binding. The record is from RefSeq and is a predicted model, not a curated record. Gene Ontology annotation, cellular component: nucleus.
AAAAAUCCUACAACUGCAUAGCUGAAUGACACAUUUUCAUUCGCCUCUUAUUGAAAGCGACUGUAGCCCCGUGCCCGUUUGAGCUGAGAGGAGCAAUUUAAUAAGUUUAAACUUUUGAUAAUGGCGGUGUCUGCUAGUAUGCCUAUGCAAUGUGUGCGUGUUGUCAAAUCAGCUACUUGUGGGCGAAGUUUGGUCUUCACUUCAGAAUUUGCGAGGGGACAUUGUAUCCUUGAAGAUUUGCCAUAUGCAUAUACACUGCACGACAACAAAAAAGGACUCUUCUGUGAUUUUUGCCUCAAACAAUGUUCGACUCUUAAGAAGUGUACCAGAUGCAAUUAUGUAAGCUACUGCAAUAAAUCAUGUCAGCAAGAAGACUGGGCAAGAUGUCACAAGCAAGACUGCAAAACACUGAAGAGAUUACACCCCAUGCCCUAUCCAUACUUGGUUCAGCUUCAUUAUCAUAUCUUCCAGAAGCAAAGACGAUCCCCUCCGUGCACUCAGGAUGAUGAGGAUUGCUUUCCAACCAUCAUAGACCACUUGGAAUCCCAUCAUGACAAGCUGAGCGAUACGAGAAGGGAUGAAUUUGAGACAUUGUUGAUUGUGUUGAAGCAUAUAUAUAAUUGGGCAGGGGAUGUCUUACCUGAGCCAAGCAGCUUGUUGAAGAUAUUUGGGGCGACUCUCUGCAAUGGCUUCUCAAUAAUGGAUGAUGAUCUGAUUGGCAUUGCAGAUGGGAUAUACUUGAGAGCAUCUAUGUUGAACCAUUCAUGUGAUCCUAACUGUGUAGUGGUGUUUGAUGGGAGAAAACUUCAACUCAGGGCCAUUAAAGAUGUCAGAGAAGGAGAAGAGUGUACUAUCAGCUAUGUAGAUGUCAGUGAACCAGCUAAAGAGAGACAGGCUGAGCUGAAAGAAAGAUACCACUUCACCUGCAAGUGUGUGAAAUGCAUCGAAGAAAUCAAUUCAUUGGGGCCAGAUGAUGAUUUAGAUAAAGAGCUCCGAAGCCGUCUGAAGAAAACCUGGGAGCAAAUAGAGGUUGAAGUGGAGUCACACAAUAUCCUUUGUCGCCAUUAA